Schistosoma mattheei is the source of this 2319-nucleotide messenger RNA. The record is from the annotation of a GenBank genome assembly. NCBI's taxonomy places the organism in Eukaryota, Metazoa, Platyhelminthes, Trematoda, Strigeidida, Schistosomatidae.
AUGUUGCAUUCUCCACUUUCAAAUCCUUUUCCAAACAAUUGUUCCACGACUAGCACAUCGGAAUGUAAUGAAUGUUUUAAACCAGAUCUUACUGUUCUGCAGUCUGCAAUACCACUCCUUACAAAGCCAUUACUAGCGAUUGCAGGCUUCUCAAAUACAAAUGAUAUUCCAGGGUCUGCGCCCACAUCAUUUUCUAUCCAACCAGCAUCACGAGUGCAAGCUCAUCAGCAAAAUUUAACAUUCGGAAAUGCAAACAGCCCUAACUUAUCAGGAUCGUCCUCAUUAUCAUCAUCUUUAGUUUCUCUGCAUUCCGCCCCCAACAGUUGUGUAACUAAUCAACAAAUUUCGACAUCUCCCGCAUCUGUACACUCAAACCAUGUUUCCUCUGGCUCCAGAGACUCACGGUGGCUUAAGCUGCGUGUAUGUACAUCAGUUUUGGGAAUAUCUAACUCACCUUUGCAAAAUAAUACUAUCAGAUCUGAGAAAGAGCCUAUGGACAUUGAAAAUAAAUGUUCUAUAAACUGUCAAAAUGAAAAUGAAUCAAGCUUUCAUUGCUGUGUUUUGGGAAGUACAUGUCCUUACGCCCACCCACCUGUAACUGUCCGAGUAGAAAAUGGCUAUGUAACAGUAUGUUACGACUUCAUUAAAAGGAAACUCUGCAAGUUUUCUCACUGUAAAUAUUAUCACCCCCCGCCACACCAAAUCGAAGCUAUUAUUAAACGUGGCGAUGAACAAAGGAAACUAUUGGAAAAUCAACAACGUUUGUCUGAGUUAAGAACUUCCAAUCUCAUUUCAAUGCAACCGCUGCAGCAGACGCUACCGACUGGUUUACCCAUUCUCAGUUCAGUAGCUAGUUGCCCUUCAAGUCUUAGAUGGCCACCUACUACAUUACUCCAGUCAACUGUUGGAGGAUCAGUUCAUGGAACAUAUCUAACUCCUCUAAAUUCUGUACCUGAUCCGACAUCUCUUAGUGCAUCAGCAUUAUUAGCAGCAGCAGCUGUCUUACAACAGGCAAAUCAAGUUGCCAGUGUAUUACCAACAUCAUCUACACUAUCUUCAUGCUCAAUAUUUCCUCAUGAUUCGGUUAUUUCAAAGUCAACAAUCAAUAAUGAUACGUCCUCAUCAGUUGAUUCUGAGAAAUGGUUACCUACAAAACGAGCAAAUUUGUCUACCUCAUCUUCAUUAGACGGAACAAGUCAAAAUAAAGAAUCAACUGUCGUAUGUAACGGUGACGAAAAACUGGAAAGGUCUUGCCAAAAUGGUGAAACAAAAUGUCAUAUGCCUGAUUCUGGGGCUUCGUUUCCUGUUAUUUUCACUUGUGGGUCUUUCAGUCCUGGGUUUACCCCAAUAAAUUCUUGUACAGAUAUAGGAACAUCUCAUGUUAAUCCUGAGGUAACGAAUAUGCUAAAUCCGUUGAGUAUGAGUAUUUAUGGUCUUCCGUUUUCUUCACAACCUGCUGCAUCACUUUACACUCCAUCACAAUUCAUAUAUCCACCGUUAUAUUCCAUGAACAAUGGUUGUGACGCGUCUAAUCCAAUAACUUCAGCAGCUGCAGCAUUAGCGCUAAAUAACUUUUUAAUACAACAGCAACAACAACUGCAGUCUCAUCAGUUGUUACGAACUCAGUUGUCGACAGUAUCAAAUCAACAGUUAUCUGGGUCUGGCUUGUAUUCAUCAUAUUUACCAUCUUCUACCUUAGCGACCGCCACAGCUUUAGCAGCAGCCCAUCAACCUCCAGCUCAUGAUGUUCAUGCAAACGCUUCGAAUAAUACUUUUCAACACCAGCAACAAGCUCUGUUGUUGUCACUUAUCCUUCGAAGUCAACAAACUCAUCUAGCUGCUGCACAAGUGGCAGCAGCGGGCUAUUUGUCACAAAACGACACUUCACGAUUACCACCGAUCCCCAAUCUUCAAAAUCAUGGCUGCGUUCUGGAUUCAUCAUGUCCGGUUCCAGGUGCAUUAGGACAUCUUUCGUCUGGACUAUAUGGAACCAGCUUUUGUUCACAGAAUCCAAUGACCAAUGUGGCUUACAUUAAUGAAAAAGGCCAUUUGUUGGAAACGUUGCCAAUAUGUCGUGAUUUUAAAGCUGGCAAAUGUCGUCGUAACUCAGAAUGCCGUUACGUUCAUCUAGUUGACGAAAAUGUGGAAGUUAAUCAAGGACGUGUGACUGUAUGUCGCGAUGCUGCUAAAGGUCGAUGCACACGUAUACCAUGUAAGUAUUACCACAUUCCUUUGUUCGCCAUUUCGGCUAAUCGAAGUAUGGCAUUGAAUUCCGCUCUGGCCAGUGUCACAGGAUUUCCUACUAUCUCCACACUUUAG